UUCCCAGGCGGAGGAUGACAUGUGAGGAAGCACUCGCACACCCCUGGAUGGCAUUUGACUCUGGAGCUGUUGCCACCAACAAGAGCCUGUCCAAGGAGAAGAUGAAGAGGUUUCUAGCCAGGCAGAAGUGGAAGAAAGCAGGGAAGGCCUUGUUAGCCCUGAAGAGAAUGGCUCUGCUGUCUAAAGGUGACAGCUCUGUCUCGCCUACCAGCCCUGGAGAAGAUUCACCCCUGAGCCCAGAGGCGGAGCACGCCCUGCAGUCUCUGGAGCGCAAGAUGCAGGUGCCACCCCAGUUCACCCAGAGCCUGGAGGACCUUACAGUAGUUCAGGGAUCAUGUGCCCGUCUCUCCUGUCACCUCACAGGGUACCCAGACCCAGAGGUGGUGUGGCUGUGUGGUAAAGAGCAUGUGGAGGAGUCACCCUCGAAGCAGAUCGAGUAUGAUGAAGAUGGCCGCUGCACAUUGGUCUUAGACAAAGUGGGCCCAGAGGAGAGCGGUGUGUACACCUGCAAAGCCACCAAUGACCAAGGGGAGGCGUUCUGCUCAGCCAAACUUAUUGUAAAGAAGGAGAGACAAAAUGUAUAAACACAACAUUUUCAAGAGUGCCUUCAACUGUUUUGUUGUAGAAUAUUGUAUAAAAAGUCAGGACCAAACUGUACAUCCUGUACUAUGGCUGGAAAUAUAUGAUAUUUGUAUUAUUGUACAAAAUGUAUGAAUAUUGUUACAGAGCUACAGGCAUAUAUGAAAGUUGGUAUUUCUUAAUUAGACUUGGGUGAGGACUGUCUUAUAGCUUACUUUGCCUCAUGGGUAAAUAUUUGUAAGAUUUUAUUUCAACUGGCGGUAUGAAUACAAAUAAAUAUCCUUUGUCAAAAGCAAACGGGUCUGAAAUCGCAGUAAAAUCUGACUUCUGAUCUACUUUAAGGUAAAAUGUUGACCACAAUAGACUGUGUAGGGGCUAACUGUUAGCAUGUGCUACAUGCUAUGAAAAGAAACACUUGAGCAAUUGUACUUUAUAAAUGCUUUGUUAUAAUUUUUCCAGAGCACUAACGCAAACUUUUAGUGGAAUAUCAAAAUUAAACCACUGCAUUAAAAUGGAA
Messenger RNA from Notothenia coriiceps (black rockcod), 1096 nucleotides. RefSeq names its product myosin light chain kinase, smooth muscle-like. The record is from RefSeq and is a predicted model, not a curated record. Gene Ontology annotation, molecular function: protein kinase activity. The transcript has 4 exons. Lineage: Eukaryota; Metazoa; Chordata; Actinopteri; Perciformes; Nototheniidae. The coding region runs from base 15 to 584 and encodes 189 amino acids.